UGAGCGCUCUUCUGCCGCGCUCCUAUUGGCUGAGAAGCCGGUUUCCGGUUCCGGUGGGAGUCAGGAGCAAGAUGGCGGCUGUCGGGGAGGCCGUGACGCUGUUGAAGGAGCUUCGAGAGGAGGUUUCCACGGUGACGGAGCUGAGCCGGGAGCUGUUGGGCCGCCUCAGGGAUGGGAAACUGCGCACUGAUAAGGGCAUUUCGUUGCUGGGGGUGCGGGCGGCCGCCAUCUUGAAUUACGUCACCGACCUCGGCCUCGUGCUGAGAGCCAAGAGCGGGGGGAGGAGCUUGAGGGAAGAGCCCGCGUUGCCACGGAUACUGGAGAGCCGCGUGGUGCUGGAGAAGCUCCGCCCCCUGGAGCAGCGAAUCCGGUACCAGGUGGACAAACUGAUCCGGGCCGAUGGAACGACGGGUUUGAGCCAAAAUCCGACUUUUUAGCCCCAAAAUGCCCCUUUCUGACCCCAAAAACCCCCUUUUUCACCCCAAAAUGGCCAUUUCUGACCCCAAAAACCCCUUUUUAGCC
Molecule: messenger RNA, 522 nt
Organism: Coturnix japonica (Japanese quail)
Lineage: Eukaryota; Metazoa; Chordata; Aves; Galliformes; Phasianidae
Source: RefSeq, a predicted model, not a curated record